Messenger RNA from Cladophialophora psammophila CBS 110553, 666 nucleotides. RefSeq lists its product as uncharacterized. Bases 1 to 666 code for a protein of 221 amino acids. NCBI's taxonomy places the organism in Eukaryota, Fungi, Ascomycota, Eurotiomycetes, Chaetothyriales, Herpotrichiellaceae. The transcript has a single exon. The record is from RefSeq and is a predicted model, not a curated record.
AUGUCACCCCCCUCCUCAUCCUCAAGGAGCACCAAUCAAUCUUCUCAGCGGCGGCGUCCGUCCACGGCAAGCGCCGAAGAAGAUGACCCCCCGAUCGAAUCUGUUGAUCUCACCGCCGUCAACGACAAUGAAACGCUUUCCGCCGCUCUAGCAAAGCAGCGUCAAGAUGCCAUCUUGGCUCAAACCCCGGGGACAGAAGCGGGCCGCACACCGCUUACCGCGUAUAAAUGUCCCGUGUGCAUGGAUACACCCACCGAUGCCACGUCUACGGCAUGCGGCCAUGUGUUUUGUCACCGUUGUAUUGUCGAUACUCUCAAGUGGUCCAUCGAAACACGAAGGGAAAAUGUGCCGGCCUCUCGGAAGACCAAAGGCGUGUGUCCUGUGUGCCGUAAAACUCUGGACAUGAAAGACACCCCAGGACCAGCAAGAGGUUUGAUCCCUCUUGAGUUGAAGUUAAUGGUGAAGAAGCGAAAGCGAGAAGACGACCCGGAUGAGAAGGGCCAGAGGAAACGAAAAGGCAAGGGGAAAUCAUUGACCAAGGCGGAGACGCUAAGCGAUGACGAGGAGAAUGGGAAUAGCAGGGGCACUGACCCGAGGGUAGCAAAACAAGAAAACGACACCUCGGACGAGGCGAUCUGGGGGGCGUUCAUUGAUGAACAAGCCUAG